AUGGGCAGGUUCAUCUCCAACGCUAAGACCAAACCCCUAACCCUACUCAUCCACCGCCACCGAUCUUCCCAACCGAUCAAAUCCAACUGGGUCGAGAUCGACGGUCUCAAGUUCUUUGAGGAGCACGCCCACGGCGUUAUGGUCAAGAAGUCCACACCCGAUUGGCUCCCCUUCCGCCCCGGUUCCUCCUUCUGGGUCCCACCUCCUUCCUCCUCUUUCCCCAACAAAUUCUCCAUCUUCCUUCAAUCUCAAUCCCCUCCUGCUUCCGAGGUCACUCUGCAACUCAAGGUUCUCACUCCCUCUCAAAACGUCACUCUCUCUGAAGAUGACGAAGGUUGA
This is a messenger RNA of Cajanus cajan (pigeon pea), 339 nucleotides long. The record is from RefSeq and is a predicted model, not a curated record. Lineage: Eukaryota; Viridiplantae; Streptophyta; Magnoliopsida; Fabales; Fabaceae.